Molecule: messenger RNA, 1269 nt
Organism: Papilio machaon (common yellow swallowtail)
Lineage: Eukaryota; Metazoa; Arthropoda; Insecta; Lepidoptera; Papilionidae
Product: splicing regulatory glutamine/lysine-rich protein 1-like
Exons: 2
Coding region: 1-1269 (422 amino acids)
Source: RefSeq, a predicted model, not a curated record
AUGUUUGGUUUUCGUACACCGGAUAAAAAGACAGAUAACACAGAGACAUCAGGAAUGGAGAAACCCGGAACAUCCCGGGUUGACCCAUUAUCAAAUAAGACGUCCCACGUAAGGAAAAGCAUUGGAGAAUGGGAGAAUGGAAAAGGGAAGGCAACUCAGUCCCCGACGGAAUCAAUAGAAGUAGAAGGGACAAGAAAAAAGGUAACGGCUACUAAAGAGAAAAACGAGAACGUAAGAAGAAUGUCAUCGGAGAUUGUGGUCAUAAGCCCACCAAAGAAACAAAGUAAAAUAGCUGAGGCAAAAGCCUGCGUUACCAAAGCGAAAAUUAAUUUAAAUAUGUCAAGGAAUAUUAAGACAGAGAUAAAGACUGGAGUGGCGGAGGCUAUUGACAGGCUGUAUGGAAUUGUUAAGGAAAUGGCUAAAGAACUGGAAAAAGGAGAAGAGAAGAAACCAAAUGAGAAAGAAAGAAAAAGAGAAAACUUGGAGAAACAAAAGGAAAAGGAGAAGGAACAAGGACAAGACCUAGAAAAAGAGAAAGAGAAAGAGAGUGUCUUAAUCAAGAAGAUGGAAGAACACGCAAAAUUAAUAGAAGAAAGUAAUGCAAAAAUCAGAGAACUAAAUGACAAUCUAGAGAAGUACCAGGAAAAAGAAAAACAAACGUACGCAAACGUAGUAACGCAGAACAAAGGGAAAUCGAUGGAGAAAAACGUAAUGCAUUCGGUGGUUGUAACUGCUAAAGACGAGAAUGAAACAGGAGAAGAAGUACUGAAUAGAAUUAGGAAAGCUGUAAAUGCAAAAGAUGGAGAAAUAGCAGUUGAAAGGAUACGCAAGGCGAAGGACAGAAAAGUUAUCGUAGGAUGCAGGACGGAACAGGAUAGAAAACAACUAAAAGAAAGGCUAGAAACUGUAAAAGACCACUUAGAAGUACAAGAGAUCAAAAAUAAAAAUCCAAUGGUCGAUGCAGAAAGAGUCCAAGUAGACUUGCAGAGAAUCAGGGUCGAAGACCAGUCGCCGGUAAUACAGUGUUCGAUGUGUUUAGGCUACGGACACCCGAAAAGACUCUGCAAGGAACAGGUGGAAAAGUGCAGCCACUGCGGAGGACCGCACAAAAAGGUGGACUGCACAGACUGGCUCGCCGGGACUGAUCCAACAUGCUGCAAUUGCAAGCAUGAAAAGUUGGACAGAGCGGACCAUAACACUUUCAGCCACGAGUGCCCGAUAAGAAAGCGGUGGGACGCCUUGGCGCGGUCUGCCAUUUCAUAUUGCUAA